AUGGUCGACGCUGCCUUUGCAACACCAACAAAGCCUGGUGCUGCUUCUUCCGCCACAGACAACAACGCCUCGGCCCAGAUGCAACCGCCACAGGCCGUUGCUCAAGACACCGUCAUGGCCAAUACCGAGCAAUUCAUGCCCUCUACGCCUUUUACACCCGUCGCCGCACCCACAUUAGACCAGCAAGCCUACAUGAUGAUGGCUCUUGCCAUGUCGGGAGCCGCCGGCAACGCCAUGUCUCCUCCACCAACAGUCACCCCCUCACAAGUCACAUUACCGAAUCCUAUGGAGAGCUCUUUCAACGGCCUUCCUCCUUCCAACACCCUCCGACAACCUGGCGCCGACAAGGGCCUAGAGUCCUUUGCGCGCGUAGAGUUUGCUGAUUCCGUCUUCCAGAUGACCACAUAUGCCGUCAUCAUUGGCCGCGAUCAACGUGCCCUAGAGCAGGCCCGCCGAGACGAAAAACGCGAGGAGCAGCACAAACGCAGAGUCGAAGAAAACGCCAGCAAAGGUCUACCGCCACCCUCGCCAAUGCUCAACGACCGUAGCAAGUUUAGCAAAUCCUAUGUCAGUGAGGAGGGUGGUAUGCUUGGACCAGAAUCGGAUAGCGAGGAAAGCGGACGUCCCAACAAGCGCCGCAAGACCAGUACCAAUGGUUCGGAGCAGCAGGAAGUCGACGAGUCGCAAGAAAACAUCAUCUCCAAUCGCCAGUACGUUUCUCACACGCCAGGAGCCGCAGCCGUCGACCUUGCAUCGCUCCGCCCUUCUCCCUGGCAUGUGCCAUUUAUCGGCAUCCACUCUCCAGGCCCAAAUAUCGCCAGCAAGACAAAGGCAAUCUCAAGAGAACAUCUCAAGAUUGCAUAUAACCAAGAGGAAGGCGUAUUCGAAGCUAUUCCGCUGCACAAGAAUGGCUUUUUCUGCGAAGAUGUACAUUAUAAAAGUGACAAAGUCGUCCUACGAUGCGGCGAUAGACUUCAGAUCAAGGAUAUUGACUUCCGGUUCAUGAUCAAUGGUGUAGAGCGUGGUCGUACUGGUGCCGAAGAACCGACAGAAGCAGACAAGAAGCCCAAGAAGAAGCAAACCCAUGGCGGUAAGGAAAUGAGCUUUGAAUUUGAGCAAGCUCAUGGAAACGGCCAGCUUCAAGAUACUAGCGACGAAUUGUCUGAAUUGGAAGGGAGUGCCCCCGAGUUAUCCGACCUCGGCGAAGGCGAGGACGACGAAGGUGAAUCCGAAAUCAAAGCUGAAGGUCAGACAGAGAUCGAUCCGAAUAUGCCACAAAUACCCAAGAAGAGGGGCCCCGGACGGCCGCCGAAGAACGGCAUCAUGUCUAAGAGAGAACAGAGGCUUCUUAAGAAGCAGCAACAAGAAAUGGCAAAGAAGACUUUGCCUCAGGCUCCGCCAGUCGAGCCUCCCAUUAAGCGCAAGGUUGGUCGACCCAGGAAGCACCCUCUACCAGAAAACGCCAACCCAGAGAAGCGCAAAUACAAGCCUCGCAAGCCCAAGGAGGAUGGUGCCGAAGGAUCCGAUGCUGAACGCAGAGCCAAGGAGAAGAAGGAGAAGAAGGCGCGUCCCAAGUCUCCUCCCCUUGAGCUCAAAAUUGAGGAUUACACCGAGGAGCAGUUGCAGAAGCCAAACAAGAAUUAUGGUGUGCUUAUCGACGAGACACUCACUGCUGCUGGCCCCGAUGGCUUAACGCUGAAGCAAAUCUAUAAGCGAAUCUGCCAGCGUUAUCCAUGGUUUUACUUCCAUACCGAAACCAAGGGCUGGGAGAGUAGUGUUCGUCAUAACCUUAUUGGGAACGAGGCGUUCAAGAAGGACGAGACGACAAAUCUUUGGUCGCGUGUUCCUGGUGUCGAGCUCGAUGCCGGAAAGAAACGCAAGGCUUCAUCGCCGGACCGAAACCUCGCCGCCCAAGGUUAUGGUGCGUAUGGCUAUGCGUACAACGCCCAGCACAUGGCUCAAGCUGCGCCUGGCUACCCUCCUGGACAAGUCCCUCAAGGAUAUCAGAUGCAAGGUUAUGCUGGUCAACCUGUACAAGGCGCACCCCGUCCCGUGCAGCAAUAUGCUCCCCAAACAGUUCCUGCACAAGCCACACCUGGACAGCAGGCACCGCAAGGACAACUUGGACAACCUGCAGCAGCCGUUGCCGCUCAGCCAACCACGGCUGCCCAGGUUCCUGGUUAUGGACCGCCGCCAGCACCUGCUAGACCACAAGUUGGCGCAUCACAGCAGAGUGCCUACAGUUCGCCAUACGCCUCUCGACCACCGCCUACAAACUUGCCUGUCAAGGCAGAAGACGGUGCAGCGCCAGGUCCCGCCGUUCCUGUUGCUGCUGCUGCUGUUGCUGCAGGACACCAAGCUGUACCGAUGGCUCCCCCGGCUGGCCACAAGCCCAUCGGAGCUCAUGCUGCUACCCCUCAACCAAUUUCCGCCCGACCAGCAGCUACUCCCCCAGCUCCUGCUGCUGCUGCUGCUGCUUCUGUUGCUGCUACUCUCCGACCCGUCAUUGACCCUCGCCUCUUACAGGCCGUCGUUGGCCUGAAGAAUGGUUUAGUGGAGAAUCUGAAGAAGGCCCGCAACCCCAAGGCUGAGGCUAUAGUAAUGUCUGCGCUGAACAGAUGCAUUGGCCUGAAGAAGGAUGCCACUGAGAACGACAAGAUGGAGGCCAUUUGUAUCAAGGGUAUCCGACAAGUCAUUGACGGUUUCACCAAGAACAAGAGCCCAACACCUGGCGCCACUACCCCUGGUCCCAACGACGCCCCUCCCAUCUUCGAGGCCAAGGUGCUCGCGUCGAUCAACGGCUUCAAGGAGGUCUCGAUCAAAGCCCUCAAAGCGCGUCUGGGUGAGGCAAAGGCCGAGGCAGUUACCUUGUCUGCCAUCGAUCGUGUCUUGGGUUUCGUUGACGCUAGCAUCAUGCCUCCUCCUGUGGAGGGCGAAACACCAGGCAAUUUUGAAGGUGUUGAGCAGCAUCUAAUGAAGUCUAUCCGACAGCUGCUGCAGGGCAUGAACCAAAAAGUCUCCGGAGCAUAA
This is a messenger RNA of [Torrubiella] hemipterigena, 3030 nucleotides long. The record is from the annotation of a GenBank genome assembly. NCBI's taxonomy places the organism in Eukaryota, Fungi, Ascomycota, Sordariomycetes, Hypocreales, Clavicipitaceae.